Molecule: messenger RNA, 6105 nt
Organism: Malassezia japonica
Lineage: Eukaryota; Fungi; Basidiomycota; Malasseziomycetes; Malasseziales; Malasseziaceae
Gene: GEF1
Product: glycerol ethanol, ferric requiring protein
Exons: 4
Coding region: 1-6105 (2034 amino acids)
Biological process (GO): transmembrane transport; chloride transport; intracellular copper ion homeostasis
Cellular component (GO): Golgi apparatus; endoplasmic reticulum; fungal-type vacuole
Molecular function (GO): voltage-gated chloride channel activity
Source: RefSeq, a predicted model, not a curated record
AUGCACGCCGAGCUGGGCGGGGAGGAGGAGCGCCUGGAGCGCUUCCGGCAGCGCUCUGAUGCGAGCACUGCACGUCUCGCCGAGCUCAAGGAGGUGUUUGCGCAGAAGCGCAAAGCGUACAUUGCCAGCGGCGUGCUUCCCGACCCCGCGCGCCCGGGGUCGCUCGAGGACGCCAGCAAGCUCGUCGGGACGUGUGCAGAGAUGUGCCCCGAGUACGAGCGCCUCGAGCGCGAGAUCCAAAAAGAACUCGAUCGGCUCGAGGUAUACCCCGGCACGCUGAAAGCGAAUCCCGCCGCGGCCGUCAAAAUCUACCGCCGCCCGGCCGCGGGGCGCGAGCUGCCGCUGCCGGAAGAGGUGCGGCCAGCAGACGUGUUGCGAAAGACGCUCGACUACCUGUUCCACGAGCUGCUGCCCGCGGAUCCGGGGGACGCGCAGUUUGCGCACGUCCAGCCGUUUCUGUGGAAUAGGACGCGCGCAGUGCGCCAAGACUUUAUCGUCCAGAGCGACACGGGGCGCGUCUCGAUCGAGUGCCACGAGCGCAUCGCACGCUACCACAUCCUGUGCCUGCACUGGAAGGGCGGGCGCGGCGCCGAGUCGUGGAGCGAGCAGCAGGAGCUCGAGCAGCUGCGCAAGACACUCCGCAGCCUGAUUGAGUACUACGACGACCAGCGCAUGGCGGGGCACACGUGCCCAAACGAGCCCGAGUUCCGCGCGUACAACCUCAUGAUGCACGCGCGCGACCCGGAAACACUGCGCGAAGUCGAGCUGCUGCCUACGCCCGUCUUUCGCGCCGGGCCGAUCCAGCUCGCGGUCGAGCUGCGCGGCCUCAUCCAGCGCUCGAACCUGCUCGAAAAGCGGGGGAACCCGCGCAACACGGAGGCGACACUCAAUUUUUAUACCAAGUUUUUUGCACUGCUCAGGACGGACCGCGUGCCGUACCUCGUCGCAUGCCUCGCCGAGAACCUCUUUCCGAGCGUGCGCAUCGGCGCUGUCAAGGCCAUGAUGCGCGCGUACAUGCCGCAGCACAUGGGACUCCCGAUCGCAUUCGUGGCUAGCGUGCUGGGAAUGGACACGCACGAGCAGUGCCGCGCAUUCCUCGAGAGCCUCGGCGUAGAGGUCGAGCAUGUGCAGGGCACGGACGUCGCGAAAAUCAACAAGGCGACAGUGCUCGACGAGGACAAGUCGUUUGUCGCGCCUUUCAGCGAGUGGGUCGAGGAAAAGAGGGGGGGGGUGCCGUGCCAGGCGAUUAUCGACGGAGGAGAGGCGAGAAAAGGUGCGCAUGGCGGGGGGGCUGCGGCGUCAGAACGGCCGGUUGUGCCGAUGCCCAAGCUGGCGCUGCCGCAGCGUAGCAUGCCAGACAAGGCGGCGCCUCCUCCUUUCGCCGUUUCGUCGGCGUUUGCCCCGCCGGCCGCGCGCGCUCCGGCGCCGACGACAGCGCCGACGCCCGCGUUUUCGUUCGCCCCGGCGCCGCCCGCUCCGGCUCGAGCGCCUGCCAAAGCCCCGGCUCCUGCCCGGGCUCCGGCUCCGGCUCCAACUGUGCCCCCCGCGGCGCCUAUUCGCGCACCUGCGCCGCCGCUCGACAAGGCACCACCCCCGGCCCCUGCGCCUGCGUCUGCGUCUGCGUCUGCGUCUGCUCCUGCUCCUCGAGCGACGCACCCCGCGCCCGCACCGCCGCGCCCCAAGGUGCCGCGCGCCCAACUCGCGCAGGGCCUUGCAUCGCACCUGUGCACCGACGCGGCCACGCAGGCCACGCACGACAUUGCGCACGAUGCACUUGCCGCCGAGCACCGCCGCCGCCGCCAUGCGCAGCGUGCAUCUCUGGUUGACCGCCUUGCGCAUGCCCUCGAGCAGCGCCUCGAGCAGGAGCCGGUCGACGAUGCGGUGCGCGCCGCGGCGCAUGAUGCUGCGGCACGCACGUUUCACCGCCGCGCCGUGCUGCGCCGCGCCUGCGCGCGGUGGCGCACCGCGCUGGCUGCCGCGCAGGACCGCGCGGUGCAAGCCGCGCGCCUCCGCGAUAUCCGCGAGCGGCUGCAGACGCUGCACGCCUCGGAGCAGCCCGUGAUCCAGCCCCGGCGGCUCUUUGAGACGCCUAAGCGGCGCGCAUUUGACACGCCCAAGCUGCCCCGCGCAUUCGAGACGCCCGAGCUGCCCCGCGCAUUCGAGACGCCCCGCCGCCCUCUGUCGCCGCUCGACACGCCCGAGCCGCGCAGCCAUCUGUCGGACCGCGCGCUGCAGACGGUCUACUCGGCGGCCGCGCGCCAGCGCGAGCGCCUGUGGCAGCGCGGCACGUUUGCCGACCUGCUCCUGCAGCACUUUGUGGUGCUGUCCGAGGACGCCCCGCCGCCGCCCGGCGCAACGUACACCGUGUCGCUGUGCCUCCCUGCGCCGAGCGCCGCGACACUGUGGCUGCGGAAUAAGCUCGAUCUCGACGACGACGAGUGUCUGUACGACGUGCACGAUGCGAGCGUCGCGCUCGCCGCGAGCGUCCGGCCGGAUACCGGCCUCUUGCUCUUUGCAUGCAGCGAGGCGCAGCUCGCGGAUGCCGCGCGGAUGCGGCAGGUGCAAGGGCGCGUGCGCGAGCGCCCCCGCCUUUUGCUCAUUGCGUGGACGCGGAUGCAGGUGCACGUCGUGUGCCGCGUGCUCGACCGCCGUGCGUGGGCGCAGGUGAACGUGAUGCUCCUGGACGAUGCCGCGUGCGAUGCCGACGAGGCGUUUGCCUACGCGAUCCACGGCCUCGUGCCUGCGAUUGCAUGGCACGAGGAAAGCACGCCCGCGCUGCGCCCCGCGAUCGCGCCGCUCUACGACGUGUGGCGCGCGACGGUCGAGGCGAUCGCAAAGCUCGACGGCGCGCCGGCGUUUGCCAUGGCGACCGCCCUGACGAACCUCUUUCUGCGGCAGGUCGCUGCAGGCAGCGGCACGGACGAGGUGCAGCUCGCGCUGCCGGACGCCUCGCCCUAUACCCCCCUCGCCGCCGCGCUGCACCAGCUCGACGCGCUGCCGUGGAGCGAAAACAGCGCGACGCGGCUGCUGCGCGCGCAGCUGAUCGAGGCGCCGCUCUUUUCCGUGGCCUGGUACCUCGAGCAGGUCGUCGCGGAAGUACUCGCACGCCUCGGCGACACGCCGUGCGUGAUCGAAGCACGCGACAUGGCGCAGCUCGAGGCGCUCGGCCAGCAGGCCCUGGCCGAGCUCGCCCACACGCGCCCGACGCGCAAGCGCCCCGCGUCCGACGUGCCAGUGACGCCAGUAAAGCGCGUCGCCCUCCCGUCCACGCCAAAGCCCAAAGCGGCGGUGCGCACCGAGAGCCUCGACCGCCUGCGCAAGCUCAUGGCGUCCACCGCGACGCUCCUCCCCUCCACUUCGAUGGAAAGCGCACGGGCGGCUCCGCCGACGCCGGACCUGCGCGAAGACGUGCUGGAAGAGACGAAGCACUAUGAGCGUUUUUCGACCGUGGACUGGGUCGUCGAUGGGCGCCGUGAGCGCGUGAAAAUGAUGCACCAAGAGGCCGAGGUACAGCGCAUCGCCGAGCAGGUGCACGAGCAAGGCUCGCUCGCAUGGCGCGGCCUCGACCUGCUGGCCGCGCGCCUGCCGUUUGGCGCGUACGUGCGUGGGGCGCUGCAGUCGAUCGGUGCGCUGGCAGGGCCGCUGCUGUACAAGCUGCACACCGCGCUCCUCUCCGCGGCCGAGAAUGGUGUUGUGGUGUUGGUCGGGAUCCUCAUUGGCCUUAAUAUGGCAAUGAUCAGCGUCGUGACCGAGUGGGUGUCCGACCUAAAGAUGGGCUACUGCUCCACGGGCUGGUGGCUCAGCAAAAAGUUCUGCUGCUGGGAGCAGAUGGACCCCGCCGGCCCCGGCGCCGCGUCGGUGCCCCCCGGGAUUGCGGCCGCCGCGCAGGCGACCGCGACGACGACCGUGAGCAGCGCACUGGUCCAGGCGACCAAGCUCGCGCUGCGUGCCAACGUGUCCGAGCCGGCGCCCAUUGGGCCGGUCGAGACGUGUGCCGAGUGGAUCGAGUGGGCAGAGUGGACGCUGCCGGCGUACCUCGUCUACAUUGUCAUGUCGGUGCUCUUUGCGUUUGUGUGUGCGUUUCUCGUCAAGCACUAUGCGCCGUACGCGGCCGGGAGCGGCAUCUCCGAGAUCAAGUGCGUCCUCUCAGGCUUUAUCAUCGACGGCUUCCUGUCGUUCUGGACGCUGGUCAUCAAGAGCAUCGGUCUGCCGCUCGCGAUCGCCUCGGGGCUAAGCGUCGGGAAAGAGGGGCCGGCGGUGCACGUCGCGUGCUGCAUGGGCAACGUCGUCGCGCAGUUCCUGCGCAGGCUCGUGCCGAGCCAGGCGAAGCUGCGUGAGCUGCUCACCGCCGCGAGCGCGGCCGGCGUCGCCGUCGCGUUCGGCUCGCCGAUCGGCGGCGUGCUCUUUGCGCUGGAGGAGAUGACGAGCCACUUCCCGGCGUCGACCAUGUGGCGCACUUUUUUGUGUGCGCUCGCGAGCACCGUCGCGCUCUCGUUCAUGAACCCGUUCCGCACCGGCAAGCUCGUCUUGUUCCAGGUCGAGUACUCGCGCGACUGGCACUACUUUGAGCUGGUCUUUUACGUGCUGAUCGGCAUUAUGGGCGGCCUCUAUGGCGAGUAUGUCGUGCGCUACAACCUGCAGGUGCAGCGCUUCCGCCGCAAGCGGCUCGCACAGCGCGGCGUCGAGGAGGCCGUGUUCCUCGCGGGGAUCACGGCGCUCGUCACCUACUUUAACCGCUUCCUGCGCCUCGACAUGACCGAGUCGCUCGAGGUGCUCUUUCGCCAGUGCGAAGGCGCGAGCGAGAACGACUUGCUGUGCCAGUCGCGCGUCCAGUGGUCGAUGGCGUUUUCGCUCCUGGUCGCCACGGUCCUGCGCUUUGUCUUGGUGAUUCUCUCGUACGGGUGCAAGGUCCCGGCGGGCAUCUUUAUCCCGUCGAUGGCCGUCGGCGCCACGUUUGGGCGCAUGGUCGGCGUGCUGGUCAAGGCGCUCCAGACGGCCUACCCGGCGUGGCGCCUCUUUUCGGCGUGCACGGCCGGCGAGCCGUGCAUCACCCCGGGAACGUACGCGGUGAUGGGCGCGGCCGGCGCGCUUGCGGGCGUCACACGCAUCACCGUCGCGGUCGUCGUCAUCAUGUUCGAGCUGACCGGCGCGCUGACGUACAUUCUGCCGAUCAUGCUCGUCGUCGGCACGGCGAAGCUCGUCGCAGACCUGCACGGCAAGGGCGGCGUGUCCGACCGCGUGAUCAAGUUUAAUGGUUUUCCGUUCCUCGAGCAGGAAGACCACGUAUUCGGGACAAACGUCGGCGCGCUCCUGUCCCGCCGCCCCACCGUCCUCUACGCCGACGGACAGACGCUCGCCGAGGUCGAGACAAAGCUCGCACACGGCGCGUACAAGGGCUUCCCGGUCGUCCAGAGCGAGAGCGACGCGACGCUGCUGGGCUACGCGUCGCGCAGCGAGCUGCGCUACGCGGUGCGCAAGGCCAAGUACGAGCGUGCCUUGCCGCGCACCGCGCGCUGCCUCUUCCACCCCGCGAGCUCAGAGGCGUUUGCGCUCGCGACGACGCAGCGCAGCGAGCCCGAGGUGGGUGCGGACGACUUUUGGCGCUUCUUUCGCCCGGCGCCGCAGCCGUACGACGACAGUUUUGCGGAAGAAGAGAUGGACGUGCCUGCACCCGAGGAGGAGCACGCCGAGCUGCCAAGCAUCGAGCUCGGGGCGUGGGUCGACCCCACGCCGCUGGUCGUGCAGCCCGACCUGGACCUGGAGGUGGUCGCGGACCUGUUCAAGCGCAUGGGUCCCCGCGUGAUCCUCGUGGCGCAGCGCGGCUUGCUCGUCGGCAUGGUCACGAUCAAGGACCUGCUCAAGCACGUCGCGAAAGAAGAGCACGACGAGCUCACGCGCGAGGCCGCGGCACUGCCGACGAUCGACGAUACCGGCGCCGAGUUUGGCAUCGGCACCGGCGAGCUCGAGCGGACCCUCGACGCGGUCUAUGGAUGGUGCGUGGGGCAGGCGGCGCGUGUGCCGUGGCCCGCGUUCCUGCGUGGGCCCCGGGCCAGCGACCAUGUCCCCCUCACGACCCUCUACGAGCAGGAGGGGGCGCAUCUCUAA